Messenger RNA from Lagenorhynchus albirostris (white-beaked dolphin), 447 nucleotides. RefSeq names its product ferritin light chain-like. NCBI's taxonomy places the organism in Eukaryota, Metazoa, Chordata, Mammalia, Artiodactyla, Delphinidae. The record is from RefSeq and is a predicted model, not a curated record. Gene Ontology annotation, biological process: intracellular iron ion homeostasis; iron ion transport. The transcript has 2 exons. Gene Ontology annotation, molecular function: ferrous iron binding; ferric iron binding. Gene Ontology annotation, cellular component: cytoplasm. Bases 1 to 447 code for a protein of 148 amino acids.
AUGAGCUACAAGCAUCAGCUGGGCUCCCAUUGGCUGCCUCAAGAAGCCACCGGUGAAACUCAUCAGCCUCCUAAUCCUGACCCAACUCUUCUUCACCUGGACGAAGUGGAGGCCGCAGUCAACUUCCAGCUCAACCUGCAUCUGCAGGCCUCCGACACCUACCUCUCUCCGGGCUUCUACUUUCACCGUGAAGAUGUGGCUCUAGAAGGCCUGGGCCACGGCUUCUGCGAGUUGGCAAAGGAGAAGCGCCAGGGUGCCGAGUGUCUCUUAAAGAUGCAAAACCAGUGCGUCAGACACGCCAUCUUCCAUGACAAGCAGAGGCUGUCCCAUCAGGAGUGGGGUGAAACCCUGGACGACACGGAAGCCGCCAAGGCCCUGGAGAAGAACCUGAACCAAGCGGCUUGGGAUCUGCGUGCCCUGCACUCUGCUCGCGCAGACUCAGUCUGA